ACCCCAGGUGAGCCCAGGAUCAGGGUGACGGGAUCUCACUUGGCUUUGUGGCUAGAAAUGAGCUCCAACGGAACGGCGUUCUCGUCAGAUCGGGGUAACUCCCCUUCGCCGGUCAAAACGCCCACCUUCCGUUCCAUCUCCGUUCGGUCCCCGACUCCACGUCAUCUUGCCACGACAUAUCUCACGUAUUUAUAGAGCCCCGCGUUCCAUUCUUCGCCCAGUCUUCUCCAUUGUUUCCCAAAGGGACUUCUCUCUCUGUCUCUUCCCUCGGUAUAAGGGAGGGGGAGGGGGGAAUUUUUUCCGGAAAGUAGUUAAGGUGAUUUUGAGGUGGGUGGUAGGUUUCCGAUGAUGACGACGGCCUUGGCGGGGGCAGCGGUGGGGGCGGGGGCGGGGACGGAGGCGUUUGCUCGGGACGCGAUCAUUGCUUGGUUCCGGGGGGAAUUCGCGGCGGCGAACGCGAUCAUCGACGCGCUGUGUGGGCACCUGGCGCAGAUCGAAGGGGGAUCGGAGUACGAGGAGGUGUUCGCUGCUAUCCACCGGCGGCGGAUGAACUGGAUUCCCGUUCUCCACAUGCAGAAGUACUUCUCCAUUGCCGACGUCGUCGGCGAGCUCCGCCGAGUCGCCUCCCGCCAGCAGCUUGCUGCCGCCGCAGAUGAGGAGGCGGAGAUCAAGAAAGGCAAGGAGGAGGAGAUGGAGGUGGCGGCGACGGAGGAGGAGAAGCUCAGCAAAGAUUCUCCGAAAGAGGAGGAGGAGGCGGAGAUGGAGGAAGAGAGAUCAAUAGAUGGCGGCGGUGUCGGUGGCUCCGUGGAGGAAGUCGAGGAUGGAGAUUCUAACGGAGAUUCCUCAGAUCGGAAAGUCUCGGGAGAAGGCGACGUCGAUGGAGGAUCUCAAGGGGAGCAUACUUCUGUGGAGAAUGUCCAGAUAUGCUCUGAUCAUGAGAACUGUGUGGCACGCCCUGAUAGGAUCAAGAUCUUGAAAGGUUUUGUAGCCAAGGAGGCAGUGAAAGGGCAUAUGGUUAAUGUUGUAAAAGGUCUGAAGCUGUAUGAGGACAUCUUCACAAACUCAGAGCUUCUGAAGCUUGCUGAAUGUAUAAAUGAACUCCGUCUUGCAGGCCGAAGGGGAGACUUAUCAGGUGAAACAUUCAUUUUCUUCAACAAACAGAUAAAAGGGAAUAAGAGAGAGAUUCUUCAGCUUGGUGUUCCAUUGUUUCAACCAACCAAUGAGGAGGCAUCAAGUAAUAUAGAACCGAUUCCCCCGGUAUUGCAGACUGUCAUUGAUCACCUAGUUCAAUGGCAUUUAAUACCAGAGAGCAAAAAACCAAACAGUUGCAUUAUCAACUUCUUUGAUGAGGAUGAAUACUCACAGCCAUAUUUCAAACCUCCACACUUGGACAAUCCAGUCUCCACACUUUUCCUUUCUGAGACAACAAUGGCUUUUGGACGGGUGCUUGUCAGUGAUAACAAUGGAAACUAUAAGGGCUCCCUCACACUUCCACUGAAGGAAGGGUCACUACUAGUCAUGCGUGGGAACAGCGCUGACAUGGCAAGGCAUGUCAUUUGUCAAUCCCCAAACAGAAGGGUGAGCAUCACUUUUGUGAAGGUUCGACCUGCCAACAACCAAACUGAUUCUUCCACCAUGUCUCCGCUGACUACAGCUAUGACCCUCUGGCAACCUGGAAGCCCUCCACCACAACAAGUGCAAGGUAGUGGAGUCAUUGCCUAUGGGCCUCAUGGUGUGAUCCCAGGCACAUGGGGGGUGACUGUUCCUGCUCCGGUCGUCAUGCUGCCAUCAUAUCGUCCCAUGGUCAUGACUCCUGGUAGAAGAAUGUCACGCAAUGGCACUGGUGUAUUCCUACCUUGGGCAGUGGGCCCCAAGAAAUACACCAAGCAUCUCCCACCGCGUAUUCAGAAGAGAAGGUUCCUCUCACUGCCCUCCCUACUGGAGGCACAAGUAUAGGUGAGGUCACUAGCUUCUGAUGUUAAAGUGUUACUAGCUGCCAAAGGAUCCUUUAUAGUUAUGAAACAAGUUCUUGAUUUCAGUUAUCUUGAAACAAGAGUGACUUAGGUCUAGUCCCCAUUCCAGAAGUGUAGUGGAGUUUAGGACAUUACAUCAACCGAAAAAAAAAAAAAUAGAGAUCAACAUUUUCUAGAGUGUCUUCACAGGAGCUUCUGGGUCAUGUACUGUAUGGGAUGCAUGUAGUGAAUGCAGAUUUUCAGUGUACCUGGUUUCUUUUAGAUGGAAGGAUGAUUGCCAUGGUGCGUAGCUCUUGUGGGACUUGAAAUCCCUCGAGUGAAGGACAAAAUUUUGUAAUAUUUCCAUGAGUUUUAUUCAGCAUAGAUGAAAUUUUUUAUA
This is a messenger RNA of Elaeis guineensis (African oil palm), 2352 nucleotides long. Its product is annotated as RNA demethylase ALKBH10B. Lineage: Eukaryota; Viridiplantae; Streptophyta; Magnoliopsida; Arecales; Arecaceae. The record is from RefSeq and is a predicted model, not a curated record. Gene Ontology annotation, biological process: mRNA catabolic process. Gene Ontology annotation, molecular function: mRNA binding; demethylase activity.